AUGCCAAAAUACGCCGUCCUAGGCUCAACCGGCAACUGCGGCACCGCGCUCCUCAAGAUUCUCAUGAAACGACCGGACGCACACAUCAACGCAUACUGCCGCGACAAAGCGAAGCUUUUAUGUCUCAUGCCCGAGUCCAUUGAUAAGAAAGACAAGAUAACCAUCUUUGAGGGUAGCAUCCACGACGAGAAACUUCUGGGUACUUGUAUGUACGACUGCCACGCCGUCUUUCUUGUCGUCUCCACAAACGACAAUAUCCCAGGCUGUCGACUGGGACAGGAUACAGCCACGACAGUCAUUAGCGCCCUGCAAGCCCUGAAUCAAGCACCAAAAAUCGUGUUACUCUCGUCUGCUUCAUUGGAUGAGCAUUUAUCGCGCCAUGUCCCGGUCCUACUUAAGAAAGUUCUACUUCGCUCCGCCUCGUUCGUGUAUGAAGACCUGGUUCAAACGGAACGUAUCCUGCGCAAGGAAGCGGCGUGGCUGACUACUAUCUUCGUCAAGCCCGGCGCACUGUCGGUGGAUAUACAGCGCGGCCAUGCGCUGAGUUUCACUGAGGAGAAUGGUCCGCUGUCAUAUCUGGAUCUGGCGGCUGGGAUGGUUGAGGCGGUGGAUGAUCCGGACGGGCGCUAUGAUAUGCGCAAUGUUUGUGUUGUGAACACGAAUGGGAGGGCGAAGUUUCCGUGGGGUACACCUAUGUGUAUUCUUAUGGGACUGCUGAGGCAUUACUUUCCGUUUUUGCAUCCGUUUUUGCCGUCUACGGGGCCUGCUUAG
Aspergillus luchuensis is the source of this 771-nucleotide messenger RNA. It is a transcript of the gene tpcG, whose product is annotated as oxidoreductase tpcG. Bases 1 to 771 code for a protein of 256 amino acids. The transcript has a single exon. The record is from RefSeq and is a predicted model, not a curated record. NCBI's taxonomy places the organism in Eukaryota, Fungi, Ascomycota, Eurotiomycetes, Eurotiales, Aspergillaceae.